AUGGAUUUUCAGAACCGUGCAGGUGGGAAAACUGGAGGUGGUGGAGUAGCAUCGUGGUCCGACGCAAAUGUUGAUCGACGCGAAAGGUUACGCCAGUUGGCGUUGGAGACAAUCGAUCUGCAAAAGGAUCCGUAUUUUAUGAAAAAUCAUCUGGGUGGCUAUGAAUGCAAACUUUGCUUAACACUGCACAACAAUGAGGGCUCAUACUUAGCGCAUACACAGGGCAAAAAACAUCAGUCGAAUUUGGCACGACGUGCUGCAAAAGAAGCAACUGAUCAGCCUUACAUGCCUUUACCACAGCAGGUUAAAGUGGAACCAAAGAAAUUUGUCAAAAUUGGCAGACCUGGUUACAAGGUAACAAAAGAACGAGACCCAGCAACGGGUCAGCAAGCUUUGCUAUUUCAAAUUGAUUAUCCCGAAAUUGCUGAAAGUGUCACCCCUAGACAUAGGUUUAUGUCAGCUUACGAACAAAAAGUGCAACCACCUGAUAAACGUUGGCAGUACAUUCUUUUUGCUGCUGAACCAUACGAAACGAUUGCUUUCAAGAUACCAUCAAGAGAGGUAGAUAAGACGGAAGAUAAGUUUUGGACUUUGUGGAAUAAAGAUACCAAACAGUUUUUCAUGCAGUUCGCAUUUCGGUUCGAUCGAAUGUCUCAGCACGACGAACCUCCACCACCUCCUCCCUCUGCAGCUGCCGCAAUGAUACGACCAACACCAGUACCACCACCUAUGUUUCUACCUCCACCUUUUUAA
Brugia pahangi is the source of this 753-nucleotide messenger RNA. The record is from the annotation of a GenBank genome assembly. Lineage: Eukaryota; Metazoa; Nematoda; Chromadorea; Rhabditida; Onchocercidae.